Molecule: messenger RNA, 415 nt
Organism: Acaulospora morrowiae
Lineage: Eukaryota; Fungi; Glomeromycota; Glomeromycetes; Diversisporales; Acaulosporaceae
Source: the annotation of a GenBank genome assembly
UUUGACGAACCUAAUGACAUUACCCCGGCAAAUAACGCGGAGUCUUUCCCAGACGAUAGAUCAAAAAAGCAAGAGUCACAACCAGUGACGGGGCCCGAUCCCAAACCUUCGUAUAAACAAGCUGAUGAUUCUAGUUCAUUAAUAGAUUUGAUAGAUAAUGAAGUCGCAAACUAUCCAUCCAUGCCACCAUCCCCUCAAUCAUCAUCCGACUCACCAUCCCCUGGUUCAGCAAGUAAACCACUGAAGAAGCCACAUCUGUUAAAACCUCCGCAUAGACGGAAAAGAAACUCAUCAUCACAUAAUGAUGCAAUUAAUCCACUUGUUGAAGAAGUAAAGAAAUUCGAAGAAACUCCAACUUCACCACAACGACCAAGCGGACCAAGACGCAAAGGUAGAAGAAAUGUACCUGGAAAUG